This is a messenger RNA of Oldenlandia corymbosa var. corymbosa, 1200 nucleotides long. The record is from the annotation of a GenBank genome assembly. NCBI's taxonomy places the organism in Eukaryota, Viridiplantae, Streptophyta, Magnoliopsida, Gentianales, Rubiaceae.
AUGAACAAUAUUGGGCUUACAGUACCGUUCAUAAUUUCCUGUGUUCUUCUUUCUUUUCUUCUAUACUUGGGGUGGAAGAUACUGAAUUCUGUAUGGUUUAGGCCUAAGAAGCUGGAGAACCUCCUAAGAGCGCAAGGCCUCGCCGGGAAACCCUACAAAUUUUUGUUUGGAGAUUUCAAGGAGUUGGUUAUGAUGAUUGAAGAAGCUGCAUCGAAGCCAAUCAACCUUUCUGAUGAUAUCGUGCCCCGAGCUUUGCCUUUUCUCAUUGACACCAUCAACAAAUAUGGUAAGAAUUGCUUUAUGUGGCUUGGUCCAAUUCCUGCAGUAAUGAUCUUAGACCCUGAACAUGUGAGGGAGAUCUUUCACAAGUAUACCCUCUACGAAAAGAAUCGUUUUCAUCCUCUUGGCGAUUAUCUAGUGAAAGGACUAGCUGCAACUGAAGGCGAAAUAUGGAGAAAACAUCGUAGAUUAAUCAAUCCAGCUUUCCAUCCUGAGAAGCUCAAGCAUAUGUUGCCAGCUUUUAGAUUAUGUGCCAGUGACAUGUUGAGCAAAUGGGAUGAAAGCAUUUUGCAGAACAAUGGCUCUUGCGAACGUGAUGUUUGGCCAGAUCUUCACAAGUUUACCAGUGAUGCUAUCUCUCGUACGGCAUUUGGAAGCAAUUAUGAAGAGGGAAGGAAUAUAUUUGAGCUUCAAACAGAACAAGCAGAACUUGUUAUGAAAGAGGUGAAAUCAUUCUAUUUUCCUGGAUCAAGGUUCCUACCAACUAAGCGGAUGAGAAGAAUAAAAGAUAUUCAAAGACAACUUUAUGCUAUAAUCGGAGGAUUGAUUGAUAAAAGAAUGAGAGCAAUGAAAGCCGGAGAGCCUACAAAUGAUGAUUUGUUGAACAUAUUAUUGAAGUCUAAUUUAAAAGAGAUUGGAACACAGCAGGGUGACAAAUCUCUUGGCAUGAGCACCGAAGAUGUUAUCGAAGAAUGCAAACUGUUUUAUUUAGGAGGACAGGAGACAGCUUCUUCAUUGCUUGCAUGGACACUGGUUCUACUUAGCAGACAUCAAGAGUGGCAAUCGCGCGCUAGAGAAGAAGUCUUACGAGUAUUUGGAAGAAAUGAUCCAAAUUUUGAGGGGCUCAAUCACCUUAAAAUAGUAAGUUAUUCCAUAUUUCAUCAUCUUUUUGGUCUGGAAAGGUUGUUUUCGGUUAGGUAA